Polychytrium aggregatum is the source of this 1251-nucleotide messenger RNA. RefSeq lists its product as uncharacterized. Bases 105 to 1052 code for a protein of 315 amino acids. Gene Ontology annotation, cellular component: mRNA cleavage and polyadenylation specificity factor complex. The transcript has 11 exons. Gene Ontology annotation, molecular function: mRNA binding. The record is from RefSeq and is a predicted model, not a curated record. Lineage: Eukaryota; Fungi; Chytridiomycota; Chytridiomycetes; Polychytriales.
ACCCGAUCUGACCCAACGACCACCACCGAUCCGACUUGAUCCAUCGGCCGUCGGCGAUCCGAUCUCAUCCGAUAUUCUCACCGUCCAGCUCCACGUUGCGUUCAAUGAGUGCCAAUCCGCCCUCCAAAGUCGUUUUCGUCGGAAACAUCCCAUACGACCUCACGGAGACACAGCUGGUCGACAUCUUCAGCGUCGCUGGACCUGUGGUGUCCUUCCGUCUGGUCUUUGACCGUGAAAGUGGAAAGCCCAAAGGAUACGGAUUCUGUACAUUCCGAGAUGCCGAGACCGCUGCCAGUGCCGUUCGAAAUCUGGACAAGCACGAUGUCGGUGGCCGCUCCCUGCGCGUGGACUUUGCCGAGAGCGAGAAAGAAGACUCGGACGGACCAGCCAACCGCCGUGACAUGGACUCGCGCGGCGGUGGUCCCCAGCUCGCUGGCCCUCCCAGGAACAUUCCGCCAGCCAACUCGGCAGAGGUCAUCACAAGAGCGAUCCGAUCCAUGCCGUCACAUCAGCUGUUGGAUGCGUUGUCGCAAGUGAAGGCGCUUGCUCAGAACAAUCCUGACCAGUGCCGAACACUCCUGAGCCAGAAUCCCCAGCUCGCCUUUGGAAUCUUUCAGGGCUUGGUGCUGAUGAAUCUCAUCGAUCCGGCUACUAUCCAGAGUAUCUACUCGGGUCAGUCUCCCGCCAUGGGUGGUCCCGGCCCUGCUCCUGUCCCGAUGGCACCUGCCGGCAUCGCAAAUGCGCCGCCUAUCGAUCCGUAUAGUCGCCCGAUGAUGGUUCCCCCGCAGCAGCAGCCUCCGCUCCAGCCGCCGCCUCAGCCUCAACCCCAACCUCCGCAGCCUGCCUACGCUGCAGCAGCACCGAUACCGCCGCAGAUCAAUCCGGCACAAACCCUGUUUGCCAAUGCCACGCCGUCAAUGAACCUCGACCAACAGACUCAACUCAUUUUGCAGCUGAUCAACAUGCCUAUGGAGCAGGUCCAAACGCUCUCUGUCGAUCAGCAACAGAGCAUAGCGCAGCUGAAACAACUCUAUGGUGGCGGCCAGCUCUGACCAGCCAGCCAAGGGCGUUGGCUGGAUGCAACCGAGCAGCAGGGAUACACUCGAAGUAUAUGCCAUCUACUCCUCCUUGCAGAGUGGCCAGUUUCGUGCCCUCGAGCAGGGAGUUUUGCGCGCCUGGGGCCGACUGAAUAUUCCGACAGAGUGGCUGUCGGUACAAUAUAUUUCCAUUGAGCGUGGCAAUAGCCAGGAU